Venturia canescens is the source of this 2723-nucleotide messenger RNA. RefSeq names its product sphingomyelin phosphodiesterase 4. Lineage: Eukaryota; Metazoa; Arthropoda; Insecta; Hymenoptera; Ichneumonidae. The record is from RefSeq and is a predicted model, not a curated record. The coding region runs from base 146 to 2518 and encodes 790 amino acids. The transcript is spliced from 13 exons. Gene Ontology annotation, molecular function: sphingomyelin phosphodiesterase D activity. Gene Ontology annotation, biological process: glycerophospholipid catabolic process; sphingomyelin catabolic process; ceramide biosynthetic process.
AGAUUUAAAUCUCGCGGGAGUGCAUGCUAGCAGUGCUAGUUCCCAAUUAGCUUUGUAGAAAAAUAAUUAUGAAUUGACGAGUUUGUUAUUGAAUCAACAGCAUAUUGGUAUUAACAGGAUAAAGUGAUUUCAUAGUUAUUUCAAAAUGACAGCAUCGACGGACGUUGCCUCGGUACGGAUGCAAACUUUUUUGGGUUUGCCGUUGGUUCAACGUUGCAGAGAAUUGGCAAUACUGAUAGACGAAUCAAGUACCACAGAACUGCAACAUGUUUUUCCUAUACUCAUAGACUCAUUAUUUGGUGUGACUAAUCGUGUGGGUUGGGGGCUCCAUACGAUAAGUAUGAAGAGGAAUCCAGCCGAAUUCGAAGCGCUUUAUUAUUUUCUGGGACCUCAAGGACCAAUAUUCUCUUUGUGUUACAAAUUACUUCCGGACUGUUAUUUAAAAUACAAUUUUCCAGUUUCAUACUUACCGGCAAAAAUCCGAUCCAUGCUCGAAGAAGGAUUGAUACCACCAUUUUAUUCUGACAAAAUAAAAGAUGACCAGAGCAGCAGGAUCCCCUCAGCUCUUUCAAUGAACCCUUUCGAAUACUAUGUAUUUCACUUUGCCUACCAUCUGACUAAUCCUUGGCUGCAGAUGCAACAGACAGAAAAUGUUUGGAUGAAUUGGGAAACUGUUUACGUCCAACUGGCUCAUUCGUACCUUUAUCACUUUUUGCCAAAGGAUAAUUCCCCAGUUUUGCCAGUGAUAGGGCCAUACGUGAAGAAAACACCACCCAGAAAGUUGAUGCAGUCUCCAGAAUCAAAGAGAUUGCAAACACCGAGACUACUGAGAACAUCGAUUCUGUCACCAACCACGACGAGCCCUCAGAGUAUUCCGCAACAACAAUGUUUACCACAAGUCUGGCGCAGCGAAACUGUUGUUCAAGUAUUCCUUGACUUCUGGCUCGAAUACACCGAGGAUGAUCAAAUGUCUCUGCACCUAACGCCUUCGGUUUCAGGCUCAUUGCCACGGAGAAGCAUUCACACCGGCGAGCACAUAAGAUUGGUUCGAGCUUUUAUCAAAACAUUGCACGGCUUCGCGAAUAGUGCUCGUGGCGACAAAAGUGCAAUGGAUGAACUGAAAAGAGUUAUCCUUCCAUCAGUGCAAGGAAAAAUUUACACAUUCCUCCGGAAAGCUAUUCACCACUGGCCGUUGGACAGUUCUUUUCGUUUGAUUCUCGAGGCUUGGUUGAGUUUCAUCCAACCUUGGCGUUACGUUCCUGAGUUGACCUAUACGAAAGAAGGGAAACCGGAGGACGAAGAUAGGGGAAAAAUAAACGACCCUUCGAGAUGGAUAACGUUCGUGGCAAAUAAUCUUCUGGCUUAUACAGCGAUAUUCCAACAACUGUUGCCACGAUUCAUGCGAACUGAUCUCGUCGCGCCGAAAAAUGCUUUGAUGCUAUUCCGAGUUACGAAAGUAUUUUCCCAACCGUAUCUUACCCAAAUGCUUUCCGAAGCUGAAAGCUGUAUGGACGACACCAACAUUGGUUGUGGGAAAAUGUCUAGUAAUCAAUGGUCAGCCAUCGUCAGACAACAGAUUUUGGAACUCGAAGGACCGACUUAUCAAUAUGUGCCAAUGUUUUCCACCGCCACGCUGUCGCAGAUUGUCUGGUUCCUGAGUACGAUCAAGCAGGCUCAUUUGACAGCGGUGAGCAUCGUCGAAGCCCUGGAAAAGCGUCGGACCGAAAGACGCUUUUUGCUCUCACUCUGGGAAUUUUUAAACGGCGAGGACAAUCUCUCAGACGAAAUUGGUCUCCCGGAAAGGAGCAGAGUUCCCGAAUACUUGGCCAAUGCCCAACAACAAUUGAUCGACAUAUUCCGAAUAAGAUUGGAGGACAUUCCACAAGUGGCGAUUGCACCGGAUCAGGAAUAUCACGACAGCAUAUUGUCCACGUCUUUUUGUCACCAGUCCCACGUAAAUCUCUCACAAAAUAUGGACUCGAGUUCCGACUCUAGCAGACCAGGAGUUUUCGUCCCGAAACAGGACGAGCGGCAAAAUUGUCGUUACAUCGAGUACAUGGGCGAUCCGGAACUCCAGCCGGUCAAAACGAACGAGUUUGCAUUUUUGGUUAGAAAAUUUUACAAGCUUUCCGAAUACGUCAACGAGAAGUACAAAAGUGAAAUUGCGACGGCGUAUCACAGACGGGAUUUCCUCGGUCGAAUAGCUCGGCGAAUUUUGACGCCGCCGACCGUCGUUGUGAAUUUGCCGAAGAGAACGAGCAACGGAUUUUCGGAUUUGGAGAGAAGGGAAAUCCCACCGAGACUCUCCCUCCGACCGUUAGCCAGUCAUAAUUUUAUCGCCGAAAUGCUCAUCGGUGUUUUGAUUUUUUGGACCAUUGGAUACGGAACUUUUGGAUUUUUAUUGUCAGCUUCAGUCGCUUGGUUCGCCUACAUAAUAAUUCGAGCUGCCUGCGAGCCUUGGAUAGGUUCGAGCACAACUGCACCGAGGCCGAACCCGCUGGCUUAUCCGACAAAUUAAAGAAAACAUUAUUUUUAUUCCUAUUUUCGAAAGAUUCAACUGAAUUGUCCAUAGGAUCGCACAAUUUUAAACUCCCGUAGUUUGUAAAAUAACUUAAGAUGAGACUGGAAGGAGAGAUGAAGUUACUUAGUGAUGAAAAGCGACGAUACAAGAGUUGAGUGGAGAAGAAUUCAUCGAAAUAAAUAUUUCUCUAAUUUUUCAAGGA